UAUGCAGAUUAUUUGUUUACACUAUUAGCAUCGCCGAUUGUUGUCCGCUCAUUUUCUAUCAAACUUCUUCGUCUCGUCUUCCUUUGUGUGCUGAAGACAAAUGUGAUGGGGGUAUUCUCUAAUCGGACCGUUCUCCAUGGCUUCAGUUCAAUAAUAUGAAUCCCCCAAAGAGCUGCUUGAGAAUCAACCGUAGAUGCUCCAAGUCCAAGAUCAUGGAAGAUGGAACCAAGACUACACCCACUGUUUACAUCAACUGCAUCGACACAUUACAGUAUUCCUUCGCCAGCCACCUCUCCAUGGAACUCCGCCGGAAAGGUAUUUCUACAAAAUUUGUUAACUCCAAGGGGACUCUCGAUGUGAUAGAGAGAGCUAGCGCUUCAGUGGUUGUUUUCUCCAAGGACUGCUUAUCCUCUGCCUCAUACCUGGACAAGCUCGUGACGGUAGUACAAUGCCAGAGGGAGAAAAAGAUGCUGGUGGUUCCGGUAUUCUAUGGCAUUAGUCCAUCAGAUGUGGUGAUUCUGGAGCACGUGAGCUCGUUCUUAAAGGAGCAGAUUAGAGCACUCCAGGAGAUAAGAGAAUUACUAUUCCACCAGUCCAGGGAGGAAUUGGACGAUUCUGAACUUGUUGAUGAGAUUGUCAAAAGUGUUUAUGAGAAACUCUUUCCCAUGGGAAAAAUUGGAAUCAACACGAGGCUGCUGGAGUUUGAGAACUUGGUUUGCAAGCAACCAUGGGGUAUCCGUCGCAUAGGAAUAUGGGGAAUGCCUGGCAUUGGCAAGACAACGCUUGCUAAGGCAGUUUUUGACCAUAUAUCUGGAAGCUAUGAAGCUUCUUGUUUUAUCAAACAUUUUGACAAAGAUUUCCAUGAGAAGGGACUUCAUUCUUUGUUGGAGGAACAUUUUGGGAAAAUUUUGAAAAAAUUGCCUUGCCUCCCUAGGGACAAGUUUAACAAGAAGAGAACUCUUGUUGUUCUGGAUGAUGUGCAGAGUCCGUCAGUUGCCGAGUCUUUCCUCAGAGGGUUUCCUUGGUUUAGCCCGGGAAGCCUAAUCAUCAUAACUUCAAGAGAUAAACAAGUGUACCGCCAUUGUCAGAUAAAUCAUGUCUAUGAGGUUCGGAGCUUAAACGAGAAGGAAUCUCUGCAGCUAUUCUCUCAGCGUGCAUUUGGAGAAGACAUAAGAGAUCAAGAACUCCUGAAACUGUCAAUGGAAGUGAUAGAUUAUGCUAACGGAAAUCCAUUCGCUCUCAGCUUUUACGGAAAAGAGCUCAAGGGAAAGAAACCGUCAGAAAUGAAGACCACGUUCCUCAAACUCAAGCGGCCCACGCCAGAUAAGAUUCAUGAUUUAUUCAAGAGAAGCUACGAAGAACUUAAUGAUAGCGAGAAGGACAUUUUUCUGGACGUUGCUUGUUUCUUCAAUGGAGAAGAUGUUGACUAUGUUAUGCAGCUGCUUGAGGGAUGUGGUUUUCUUCCACAUGUUGGGAUUGAUGUUCUUGUGGAGAAGUGUCUGGUGACUAUUUCAGACAACAGAGUAAACAUGCAUAAUCUCAUCCAAGACUUUGGCCGAGAAAUCAUCAACGAGAGGCUUAGCAGACUGUGGGAACCUUGGAGCAUCAAAUCUCUACUUGAAGAUGACGAAUUCAAAGAAGAACGUGCACUGGAGACUGAAGACAUAGAAGGAAUAUCUCUGGACAUAUCGAAUUUACUCUUUGAUGUGAAGCCCACUGCUUUUAAUAAUAUGCUAAGCCUUAGAUUACUGAAGAUUUAUUGUUCCAGUUAUGAAAAAGAUAGUGGACUCCGCCUUCCAAAAGGACUUGAGUCUCUUCCUAAUGAGCUAAGACUUCUCCACUGGGAGAACUAUCCUUUGCAAUCCUUACCACAAGACUUCGACCCAUGCCACCUUGUAGAACUCAAUUUGUCUUCCAGUCAGCUUCAGAAACUUUGGGAAGGAACCAAGAAUCUCAAGAUGUUGAAGAUGGUUAAGCUUUGUCAUUCCCAGCAGCUGACUGAGAUAGACGAUAUAUGUAAAGCUCAAAAUAUCGAGAAAAUAGAUCUACAAGGCUGCACAAAGUUGCAGAGGUUUCCAGCCACGGGUCAUUUACAGCAUCUCCGAGUUGUGAACCUUUCAGACUGCAACGAGAUCACAAACUUGCCUGAGCUUUCAUCAAAUAUUGAGGAAUUACAUCUCCAGGGAACUAGCAUAGGAGAGUUACCAGUAUCCAUUCUCUCCCUCUUCAAACAAGCUAAGUUGAACCGAGAGCUUUCCAAUCUUAUAACAAAUUACUCAGGUGUUUCAAGUGACUUAGAAGAUAGCCUGGUCAGACUCAUCGUACCAAAUCCGUGCAAACUUGUUUUCCUGAAUAUGAAAUAUUGUUCUCAUUUGAAGAGACUACCUCAAAUGGUUGAUAUAGAAUCUCUUCAAGUUCUUGAUCUGUCUGGAUGCUCGGAGCUCGAGGUUAUCGGGGGUCUCCCAAGCAACCUGAAGGAGCUAUAUGUUAAUGGCACUUCCAUAGAAGAACUUCCACAGCUUCCCUUGAGUAUAGAAAUUUUGAAUGCACAUGGUUGUGUGUCUCUUAUUUCAAUUCCUUUUGAUUUCAAGCGGCUUCCUAGGUACUACACAUUCAGCAAUUGCUUUGAUCUCUCUCCAGAAGAGGUCAGCGAAUUUGUAGAGAACGCUCUGGAUAAUGUGGAAAGCAUUGCCAGAGAGUGUCAGCAGGAACUCAGCAAAUCACUGGCUUUCAGCUUCACUGUGCCUUCACCUACGAGUACAUAUUUCACAUGUGAUUUGCAACCAGGCUCUUCCGUGAUGAUACAGCUGAAUUCUUCUAGAAGAAGCACGCUAGGAUUUGCUAUUUUUGUCCAAGUUUCGUUUUCAGAGGAUUACCAAGAGGCUAGUGGUUUCGGAAUUAGUUGUGUUUGCAGAUGGAAAGACAAUAAAUGCGUCUCUCAUUGGAUGGAGAAAAGUUUUCAUUGUUGGACUCCAGAGGAAGGUCUUCAGAUGGAUCACACGUUUGUCUUCUGUGAUUUCAAUAUGCAUCCGAGUACUUGUGAAGAAAAUGAUGACCCUAGUAUAUUAGCUGGUCUUCUCGUCUUUGAAUUCUUUACUCUUAACAAGCAGGAGAAGAUUCUAGAUGAGAGUUGUACAGUCAAGAAAUGUGGAGUCCAUGUGUUUACUGCUGCAAGUGAAGAUGCGAGUUCCAACAUAACUCGGCCGAUUACGUCCUCGAAUCACCAGCAUAAGCUUUUUUAUCAGGAAGUUGAGCAAGUGUUGAGGGUCAUCUAUGAUGAUUUAGACGAGAAGAAUAUAAAUGUAUUUCAUUACAUCACAAGUCUGUUCAAUGAUGAGGAUGAUGAUUUAUUGGCAGCGCUUAUAGCUAGCAUUGGUGUGCGGAUUAGUUAUGUUCCCGGGGUCGACUUAGCUAGUAAGUAUCUGCUAAAUAUGUCUCCCCAUGGUAUUUCUAUACUACAUGGUAUACUAGAGAAAAUAAGUAGAGAGAUUACAGAUAAACAAUCCGUCCACAUGGCUUCUUCUUCUUCUUCUUCUUGCAUUUGGAAAUACGAUAUCUUCAUAAGUUUUAGCGAGGAAGAUGACCGCAGUAAUAAAAUCAGCCACCUUCUUCCGAAACUCGAAUGCAAAAUGAAGAGAAGCAAUAAGUCGGUAGGCCCAGAGCUUGUAAAAGAAAUAAGAGAAUCGAAGGGUUUGAUUGUUGUGCUCUCAAAGAACUACGCUUCUUCGACUAGGUGCUUGGAUCAGUUGGUAGAGAUUAUAAAGUCCAAGGAAGAGUUGGCUCAAACGGUGGUGCCAAUCUUCUACGACGUGGUUCCUUCUCAUGUUAGAGAACAGACUGGAGACUUUGGAAGGGUCUUUGAAAACACGUGCAUGGGAAAAUCAGAGGAUGAGAAACAGAAAUGGGUGCAAGCUUUGACUGAUGUAGCUAAUAUCGCACGAGUGGAUGCUCGAAAGAGGUAUAAUGAAGCAAACAUGAAAAAGAAUGUGGGUCACUCGCAGACCCAACGCCGGAGAGAAGUAUGGGCUUGGGGUCUGGGAAAGGCGUAUCAAUUUGCAGGGUCAGUUUUUGAGAAAGAGAGCUUGCCAGCGUUGUUGCUAACUACUGUUUAUAAACCCUGUCAUUCUGCUAGGCCUAUACUUAUCAGACUCCUCUCGGGUUUCUUCAAGAUCAUACGAUCAACAACGGGGCAAAUCCUCGGCGUUGAAUAUAGCCGCGGAGGUGGAGAAGAGAUCGUGUCCGGGACGUCACCUUUACAUGGGUUGCCGGAGGAUAUCAUCGUCAAAAUAAUAUCGUUUACCAGUCCACGUGACGCGUGGAACGUUACUUUGGUUUCGAAAUUUUUUGAAUCUGCCGCCAAGGACGAUAAGGUAUGGGAGAAGUUUCUUCCGCCGGAGUAUUCUUCUCUGAUUCCUCAAUCAAUAAAUUUCUCAUCGAAAGAAGAAGUAUAUUCCUAUCUUUGCGAUCAUUUUUUGAUCGAGGAUGGCAAAAAGAGCUUCUGGUUAGAGAAAGAGAGUGGGAAAAGGUGUUUCAUGCUAUCUGCUAGGGAACUCGCGAUAACAUGGGCAGAUACUCAGGAGAGAAGGCAGAGAGCUUUAAACAAAGAUUCAAUCUCAACAGAUACUAGAAUGUAUUGGGAUUGGAUUUCAAUUCCUGAGGCUAGGUUUAGAAAAGUAGUUGAGCUUCUUUAUGUAUAUUGGUUUGCAAUUCGAGCCAAGACUAGUUCUCGCCUUCUAUCUCCCGGAACUCGUUACUCGGCUUACAUUGUGUUCAUGACGAAUGACGAAAGUGAUGGAUUCCUGAAUAUGCCGGUAGAAGUUGAAUUAAAUUUGGUGGGAAAAGAAUUUUCCAAAAGAUCCAUAUACUUUGUUGUUGAGCCUACGGAUCGAAGGAGAGAGCAAGAAAAAAAUGACGUAGUGAAACCAAAGUGGAGAAAAGAUGGCUGGAUGGAAGCGGAGCUUGGUGAUUUCUUCAAUGAAGAAAGUUGUGAUGAAAUCGAGUUAUAUCUUCAUGAAAUUGAAUCUCUUCAUCGGAAAAGUGGUUUGAUCAUUCAAGGAGUUGAAUUUCGCCCUCAACGGUAAACACGAUUUUGUGCGAUGUAAGAAAUCCUUCGGGCCUACUUUUGUUUGUUUCAGUUUCAUGUCUGAGCAAAGUGUGAAAAACUUUACUAUAUUGUCACAUGUAUUGUAACGUGAUAAAGAAUUUGCUACCCUUGUACACUUUAUUGUAAUGUAUUGCAUUGUUCGUUCGAUGUAAGAAAUGGUAAACUUUAUUGUA
Raphanus sativus (radish) is the source of this 5277-nucleotide messenger RNA. RefSeq names its product disease resistance protein RRS1B-like. The transcript has 13 exons. The record is from RefSeq and is a predicted model, not a curated record. Lineage: Eukaryota; Viridiplantae; Streptophyta; Magnoliopsida; Brassicales; Brassicaceae. Gene Ontology annotation, molecular function: protein binding; ADP binding. Gene Ontology annotation, biological process: signal transduction; defense response. Bases 156 to 5081 code for a protein of 1641 amino acids.